UGAAUAUUCUCGUCGCGCAACUGGUUUAGGGACUUCUUAUACUUAUGAGGUGCGAAAAGAAUCGCAUCGUGAUAAGGUCAUUGAUUCUUCCCAAUAUACUCUUGAUAACUUCUUCAAAAAUUAUUAUGUUGCAAUUAUGAAAAGCAAUAUAACUAAAUGGGCCGUUCGCCUAAGAAGAAAAGAUGGUAUCGCUGAAGUUGAUAGGAUCAUGCGAGAUGUUGAUUGGAAUGACAAAUCUAACAAUUCUGCUCGCAGAUCUAAUGACUCAAGCUGGCUUAAUUUCCCUGUCAUUUUAGAGGGUCCUUAUAUUUCUGGUAAAGCUGAAGAUGGUUCUGAUAUUCCUCUUCCCGAAAAGUUAUCUUCUUACCAACCUUGGGAAUUUGUAUUUUCGGAAGUUGAGACAAAGAAAGUGGCUGCUAAGAGAGUCAAGACUUCACACCAUGCAUCAGCUUCGCAGAAUAAUAAAGUGAAAUCUUUGGGUGAUAAGACUUCAAUUAAAGGAAAGAAUAUUCCCAAAAGUCCUACAUCUAAAUAUUCAUCAAAAAGGACAUUUUCAAUGGAUGAACUCUCUAGGAAGCGUAAAAGAUAUGAUUCUUCUUCAAGUUCGGAGUCUAGUGAGGAUGAUAUCUCUGCUUCUGAUGAUUCAUCAGUUCCUUCUUCUUUGAAAGAGUUGUCCAAUCUUUUUGCUGGAGAUCUUUUGACUGCUGUUGAUAAUGAAGAAUUAAAUCGUGCCUUUAGAAUGGUCUCUAAAAUAUGCGAUGCUCCUACUUUAGAUGAUCCACCUCUUCGUGGAGCUGCCUCUGCGAUAAAUCCAAACCUCCAAUUCACAAUCGACUCUUUGGGAGCCCGUUUAUCUUAUGUAAUCUCCACGGACUACCAAAGAAAACUUAUUAAGCUUGAGAAAGAAAAUGCUAAGCUUAAAGCUGAAAAUUCGACCAAUUCUGAUUUGAUUCGCAGAGCCCGAGAAAGAAAUGAUGAACUCAUUGACCUGUAUAACCUUUCGGAUGAGGCUGCCAAUCUUCCUGAUGGUGAAACCCUUUUAGAACACCUUAAUUCUUCUUUAAAUAACCAUCCCAACCAAAUAUUUGAAAAUUUGAGUUUGGAGGAAUUAAGGAUGAAAUAUGCUGCUCUUAGAAAAAGCCAUAGAUCUUUAUUGACUACAUUUAAUAACUUUAAACAUCGUCUUCAUGAGAGCCAAGAACAAAUUCAAGUUUUGGAAACAAAGAAGAAUAAGCUUAUUGAUGAGAAAGAUGAGAUUGCUCUUAAGGGUGCGAAAGCACAAGAAAAAUUCCAAGAAUCCAUUGUUGAGGUUCAAAAAGAACGUGAUUUAGCUGUGAGCGAAAAUAACAUACUUGUCGAAGAAAGAAAUUUAAUUCACUCUCAGCUUCUCAUAGAAAGCGAAGCUGAAUUUAGUUGGGCUGCUAGGGUUCUGAAUGAUGCUAGAGAGGAUAAGGAGAAGAAUUAUCUUCAGAAGAUUGAAGAAUUAGAAACUCGCUUAGCUUCUAAGGAAGAGAAUAAUAAUCUUCAGAAGAUUAAAGAAUUAGAAACUCGUUUAGCUUCUGAAGAAAAAGAUUUAUCUUCUCGCGACUCUAAGUAUCAGCAAUUGAAGAAGAACUUCAUCAUCAUGGUUUCGAACAAUAGAAAUGAUGCUAAUCGUGCUCGCGAAGCUGCUGUUAAGAAAGUAUGCGUUGAGAAUAGCAUCCCUCUUACAAAGUAUAAAUUUCCAGAAAUUCCUGAAAAUGAACAUAUUUAUGAUAUUUCAGACAGUGAGGGAGAAGAUGAAGAAUCUGAAGAAGAAAUAAGUGGUUCUGAGGCUGAGCGAGAUGAAGAUUAA
Molecule: messenger RNA, 1834 nt
Organism: Papaver somniferum (opium poppy)
Lineage: Eukaryota; Viridiplantae; Streptophyta; Magnoliopsida; Ranunculales; Papaveraceae
Product: intracellular protein transport protein USO1-like
Exons: 6
Coding region: 137-1834 (565 amino acids)
Source: RefSeq, a predicted model, not a curated record